Molecule: messenger RNA, 1143 nt
Organism: Danaus chrysippus (African queen)
Lineage: Eukaryota; Metazoa; Arthropoda; Insecta; Lepidoptera; Nymphalidae
Source: the annotation of a GenBank genome assembly
AUGAGUCUAAAAAGGCCAUCGGAGCUCUAUAAACACCUAAGAGUUUCCAAGAGAUAUAUCCUGGGGAAAUCCCAUGAUGACGUAGUGACAUCGCUCCCAAAAGAUGAAGAUGCCCCCGAGCUAGAGUCACGACUUCAAUUCCAAAAGCAAUUUAUGAUAGGAGCACAAAGUAACAGAGUGGGGUUAGGAUCGAAUAGGAGAGUCCAAGAUGCGGAUAUAUUGAAGUCUUUUAUUCGGCAAGACGAGAAUGAUAAAUAUAAGAUCCAUGCAAUGAAUUUAGAAAUGCAGAACGAGUGUUUAGACAUAGGAGAUUUUUGCAUCCCAUUAGCAUUAAAAUGGCGCACUUUAAUUUAUGAUUGGUCGCCAGCAUUGCUAAAAUUCUAUCUCAAUGCGUUCCAGAUGACUCUCCCAGAUCAGAGUAAUUUAGUAAGAUGGGGUAAAAGUACCGAAAAAACUUGCUAUAUCUGUGGAAAGGCAGUUGGAACUGCUAAGCAUCUGCUGGUGGGAUGUAAGGUACUCCUGGACAGCGGUCAAUACUCGCGUCGUCACGAUAGGGUUCUAGAAGUCAUACGUGAAGCGGUUAGUCUUUCGGUAGCCAGAGCGCAAACGGAAAUAACCACAAACGAACGAUCAGUAGGUUUUGUGAGAGAAGGCUCUAGGGCUACAAAAUCAAACGUCAAGCCCUACUCCAUCCUUAAAGCGGCGUCGGAUUGGACUAUAAUGAUGGACACGUAUGAAAAACAAUAUAAAAUCCCCGAGGAUAUUUGUGCGUCGGCCUCCAGACCGGAUAUAUUUUUGUUUUCGCGAAUUUUAAAGCGCGUAGUGAUGAUAGAGCUUACGGUCCCUUGGGAAACCAACAUCCCCAAAGACCAUACCAUCAAGGCCAACAAAUAUUACGAGCUCACAAACGAACUCACUCGAAAUAGGUUCGUAGUAGAUUUGUACGCGGUAGAGGUGGGAGCGAGAGGUAUAACAGCGAAAUCUCUCUAUAACCUACUAAAGGACUUGGGCUUGUCCAGAACUCACAUUAAUGCAUUCUUGGAACGUACAUCGAAGGCAGCCCUAGUAGGUUCUUUUCACAUUUGGUUAGGUAGGGAGAGGAGCUUGGACAGUGGAGGUGAGCGUGUUUAUAGAAUAAAAUAA